Geosmithia morbida is the source of this 774-nucleotide messenger RNA. RefSeq names its product NAD dependent epimerase dehydratase. The transcript has a single exon. Bases 1 to 774 code for a protein of 257 amino acids. Lineage: Eukaryota; Fungi; Ascomycota; Sordariomycetes; Hypocreales; Bionectriaceae. The record is from RefSeq and is a predicted model, not a curated record.
AUGCGUGCCGCCAUGAAGCAGCUCGGUUACGUAGACACGUACCACAUGAUGAGCUGCUCAAUCGAGAACCCCCCCGACGCGCUCAUGUGGAUGGACGCCCUGCGCGCCAAGUACGACGGCGUCGGCAAGCCCUUCACGCGCGAGGACUGGGACCAGCUCCUGGGCAACGCCCAGGCCGUGUGCGACUGGCCCGCCAUCGCCUUCGCCAAGGAGCUGAUCGAGGCCUACCCCGAGGCCAAGGUGGUCCUCACCAACCGUGACGUCGACUCGUGGCACGCCUCGACCAUGCGCACCGUCUACUGGCGCGUCACCGACCCCGAGCUCCGCUGGCUGUCCAACUUCGACUGGGCCGCCGGCAUGUACUACCCCAUGCUCCGCAAGUUCUUCGACACCUUCUUCCGCGGCGACUUCCCCAACCAGGGCAAGGACGUCUUCCUCAACCACUACGACGAGGUCCGCAGCCUCGUGCCCCGGGACCGCCUGCUCGAGUACCGCGUCCAGGACGGCUGGGAGCCCCUCUGCCGCUUCCUCGGCGAGCCCGUCCCCGCCGACUCCCCCUUCCCCAACGUGAACGACAACUCCGACUUCGUCUCGCGCUCCCGCCGCCGCAACCGCAACCAGAUGUACAACUGCGCCCUGAGGUACACCGUCAACGCCUCGGCCGCCGUCCUCGCCGCCAUGGCCGUCUGGCACGGCGCUCGUCACUUUGGCCUCGUCGACACCGACAGCUCCAUCGGCGCACUCCUCUUUGGCUCCAUCCUCUCCAAGGCCUGA